Molecule: messenger RNA, 927 nt
Organism: Ogataea philodendri
Lineage: Eukaryota; Fungi; Ascomycota; Pichiomycetes; Pichiales; Pichiaceae
Exons: 1
Coding region: 1-927 (308 amino acids)
Source: RefSeq, a predicted model, not a curated record
AUGUCGAUUCGACCAGCCACGCAUGCCGGAUCCUGGUACUCGGGCUCUGCCGCCCGGCUUGACGCCCAAUUGGACCACUGGCUGUCCAAAGCGGCCCCGUCUGUGGCCGGAGCCAGGCUUCUUGUCGGCCCCCACGCAGGUUAUUCGUAUGCGGGGGAGACCUUGGCACAGACAUACAACGCUCUGGACGUCUCAGGGAUCAAACGUGUGUUUAUCAUGGGGCCCUCGCACCACGUUUACUACAAACACAGCGUCAUGACCACCAAAUACGACUACUACGAGACUCCCCUGGGCAAUGUCCCGGUGGACAGACAGGUGAUCUCUGAACUGGUGGCCAAGGAUGCAAAGCUGUUCCGACUCAUGAGUUCCGACAUGGACGAAGACGAGCACAGCUUUGAGAUGCACAUGCCGUUCUUGCACAAGGUUUUCGCCGACGCCGGGCAGACUGUGCCUGCGAUUGUUCCAAUCAUGGUGAGUGCUUCUGACGAGCCGUUUGAGCGGAAAUUGGCUGAGAAUUUGGAGCCGUACUUUCAGGACGCGGCGAACGCGUUUGUGAUUAGCACGGACUUUUGUCAUUGGGGCUCGCGGUUCGGAUACACGGCGUACACCCCGUCGGGACAGCUUUCUGAUCUACAGGACCUGAGAGCCAGUUCGAGCGUGGCGGGGCAGCCGAUCUACAAGAGCAUCGAGGCUCUCGACAAGGAGGCUAUGCGGGUCGCGUCACAGACGUCGUACAAGGCGUUCAGAGAGUACUUGCAGGCCACAGAAAACACUAUCUGCGGAGCCAAGCCGUUGAGCGUGCUUUUGCUGCUGAUGGAAACCAAUUCCGCGGGCAGUUUCAACUGGCUCGGGUACACGCAGAGCAGUUCUGUGACCUCGUACCACGACAGCAGCGUGAGCUAUGCUAGUGCAUAUGCUCUGGCGUGA